CCUCUCUCUCCCUCUCCUGGGAUUUUGCUGCCGGGCUCCCUCUCUCUGCGGCCCUAGAGUUAAUCCUAUCAGCCGAGGGAGCUCGUCUCUCCCCGUGCCACACUGGGAUCCGCCUGGCAGCCACCGGGAGCCGCAGCCAAUGUGUUAGGACUUCAGGUGCUUCUUGGCACAAAGCUAGCCUGCGACCUCCUACCAUAGCGCUUGGCGUCACCUGCUCUCCCGGCCCUGCCCCGGGGCCGAGGGAUUGCGUCCCGAAGCAGGCUUGGGAACCCGCUGCCUCUCAAAUGACCCUCUAGUCUUGCUUUGAAAAAGCCAUUUUGUGUAACUCUUGACUGUGCAUAACUUCCUAAUACACCUGUUGGGACAAUCACUGACAUGGAUAUGGCAUUUGAGAGGUCCUUUACUUGACCAAAUACUGGUGAUUAGAGAAGAGAGGUCUUUUAUUUUGUUUUGUUUUGUUUUCUGUUUUUCUCCUGAUAAUUAUGAACAUUGGCUCUUCGCACUUGAAGUAAAAAUGUUGAAAGCAGAGUCUUCAGGUGAACGAACCACUCUCAGAAGUGCCUCUCCUCACAGGAAUGCAUACAGAACUGAGUUCCAGGCCCUGAAAAGUACCUUUGACAAACCUAAGUCAGAUGGAGAACAAAAAACAAAAGAAGGUGAGGGCUCCCAGCAGAGCAGGGGUAGGAAAUAUGGCUCCAAUGUCAACAGAAUUAAAAAUCUUUUUAUGCAGAUGGGUAUGGAACCCAAUGAGAAUUCUGCAGUCAUUGCCAAAACCAGGGGGAAAGGUGGACCUUCAUCCCCUCAGAGAAGAAUGAAGCCCAAGGAAUUUCUGGAGAAAACAGAUGGCUCAGUUGUUAAGUUGGAGUCCUCUGUUUCUGAACGAAUUAGCAGAUUUGACACGAUGUACGAUGGCCCUUCAUAUUCUAAGUUCACAGAGACUCGAAAGAUGUUUGAGAGGAGUGUGCAUGAGGCAGGACAAAACAACCGCUAUUCCCCCAAAAAAGACAAAGGGAGUGAACUACAGGAUGAGUGGGGUGCCUCUAAGUCCAGCAGAGGCAGUACUGAUUCCCUGGACAGUCUUAGCCCCCGGACUGAGGCUGUUUCCCCAACUGUGAGUCAACUGAGUGCAGUAUUUGAGAACACCGAGUCCCCCAGUGCCAUCAUUUCAGAGAAGGCUGAAAACAGUGAAUACUCAGUCACUGGGCGUUAUCCUCUGAAUUUACCAUCUGUUACUGUUACCAGUCUUGACACCUUUGGCCACCUUAAGGAUUCUAAUUCUUGGUCUUCUUCAAACAAACAAGGGGUUGAUACAGAGGAUGCUCAGAAGGGUAAUACAACUCCAGUACCAGAAGUGUCUCCUAAAAGUACCUCUUUAGCUUCGUUGCCUAGUGAAGAGAUACAGCAGAGCAAGGAAGCCGAGGAUUCCACAUCGAACCAAGAGACUCCAGACAGAAUUGAUAAAGACAUUGCCGAAGAACCUUGUGCUGAUAAUAAGGCAAUGCCAAAAUCUGAAAUCCUUUCACCACAAAAUGAACCUAUGGAAGCUGCUGAAACUAAUUUGGUUGGAAGUGAGACAGCAGAGCAACAGAGGAAAGGACUUACAGGUGGUGAUUUUACCUCUCCUGAUGCUUCUGCAUCCAGCUGUGGAAAAGAAGUACCUGAAGACUCAAAUAAUUUCGAGAGUUCCCAUGUGUACAUGCAUAGUGACUAUAAUGUGUAUAGGGUGAGAUCCAGGUAUAAUUCAGACUGGGGAGAGACGGGCACUGAACAGGAUGAGGAAGACGAUAGUGAUGAGAACAAUUACUACCAGCCCGAUAUGGAAUACUCGGAAAUCGUUGGAUUGCCAGAAGAAGAAGAAAUCCCGGCAAAUAGGAAAAUUAAGUUUAGUAGUGCUCCAAUUAAGGUUUUCAACACAUACUCCAAUGAAGACUAUGACAGGAGAAAUGAUGAAGUUGACCCUGUGGCCGCAUCUGCUGAGUAUGAACUUGAAAAGCGUGUAGAAAAGCUGGAGCUUUUCCCAGUGGAACUAGAGAAAGAUGAGGAUGGUCUUGGCAUAAGUAUUAUUGGAAUGGGUGUAGGAGCAGAUGCUGGACUUGAGAAGCUGGGGAUAUUUGUCAAGACAGUAACAGAUGGCGGUGCUGCUCAGCGGGAUGGCAGAAUACAAGUCAACGACCAGAUUGUGGAAGUGGAUGGAAUCAGUUUGGUGGGUGUCACACAGAAUUUUGCUGCAACAGUUCUCCGAAACACUAAGGGCAACGUUAGAUUCGUCAUUGGGCGAGAAAAACCAGGACAAGUGAGUGAGGUUGCCCAGCUGAUAAGCCAGACGCUGGAACAAGAGCGGCGCCAAAGAGAGCUGCUGGAGCAGCACUACGCCCAGUACGAUGCUGACGAUGACGAGACAGGAGAAUAUGCCACAGAUGAAGAAGAAGAUGAGGUAGGGCCCAUUCUUCCUGGUGGUGACAUGGCUAUUGAAGUCUUUGAGCUGCCUGAGAAUGAGGACAUGUUUUCCCCCUCAGACCUGGACACAAGCAAGCUCAGUCAUAAGUUCAAAGAGUUACAAAUCAAGCAUGCAGUUACAGAAGCAGAGAUUCAAAAAUUGAAGACAAAGCUGCAAGCAGCAGAAAAUGAGAAAGUAAGGUGGGAGCUAGAAAAAACCCAACUCCAACAGAACAUAGAAGAGAAUAAAGAAAGAAUGCUGAAGUUGGAAAGCUACUGGAUUGAGGCUCAAACAUUAUGCCACACAGUGAAUGAGCACCUCAAAGAGACUCAGAGCCAGUACCAGGCCUUGGAAAAGAAAUACAACAAAGCAAAGAAACUGAUCAAGGAUUUUCAGCAAAAAGAGCUAGAUUUCAUCAAAAGACAGGAAGUAGAAAGGAAGAAAAUAGAAGAUUUGGAAAAAGCUCAUCUUGUGGAAGUUCAGCGUCUACAAGUGCAGAUUAGAGACUUGGAAGCUGAAGUGUUCAGACUACUGAAGCAAAACGGGACUCAAGUCAACAAUAACAACAACAUCUUUGAGAGAAGAACAUCUCUCAGUGAAGUCUCAAAAACAGACACCAUGGAGAAUGUGGAUGUCAAGCAAACAUCAUGUCAGGAUGGCCUAAGCCAAGACUUGAAUGAAGCUGUCCCAGAGACAGAGCGCCUGGAUUCAAAGGCACUGAAAACUCGAGCCCAGCUCUCUGUGAAGAACAGGCGUCAGAGGCCCACGAGGACACGACUGUAUGACAGUGUCAGCUCAACAGAUGGCGAGGACAGUCUAGAGCGAAAGCCUUCAAACAGUCUCUAUAACCACACGCAUGUUACCAAAUCACUUCCGCCCAAGGGUCUGAGAACUUCUUCUCCAGACUCAGAUUCUGGUGUCCCGCCCCUCACCCCAGGGGCUAGCCGGGUGUCCUCAUGUGACCACACAGCUGAGUUUCAAGAAGGACCAGAAGGAGGGCUUUUCUCCUUCGCCUGGGAAGACACCUCCCUCUCCUCUCCUUCAAAAUCUGACCAUGAGACGGAAGAAUCAGCCUGCCAACAUCAAGCCACCACCGGGAGGACACUACAAGAAAAAGAUGAUGCCAAAUGCCCCAAAUCACUAAGGGCAUCCAAUUUGUUGGGGGUGCAAGGAGGCAAAAUUAAGCAGAAGUUUGUGGAUCUGGGGACACCUUUGCGAAGGGAUUCGAACAAGGGAAAGAAGUGGAAAGAAAAAGAAAAAGCAGCCAAUAGGUUUUCUGCAGGCAGCAGGAUCUUCCGAGGCCGGCUGGAAAACUGGAAACCCAGGCCUUCCUCAGCAGCCCUGGCCUCCACUCGCUCCCGGUGCAUGCCUUUCUCGUGGUUUAAUGAAAGCCGGAAAGGAUCCUAUUCCUUCGGGAACCCGCCUUCACCUACAAGUCCCCUUCAGCCUUCUCCUGAGACUCUAAUUUCAGAUAAAACGAGGUCCAAGAAUUUUACCUUCAAUGAUGACUUCAGUCCCAGCAGUACCAGUUCAGCAGACCUGAGUGGCUUAGGAGCAGAACCCAAAACACCAGGACUCUCUCAGUCCCUAGCACUGUCAUCAGAUGAGAGCCUGGAUAUGAUAGAUGACGAGAUCCUUGACGAUGGACAGUCUCCCAAGCACAGUCAGUGUCAGAAUCGAGCCGUCCAUGAAUGGAGUGUGCAGCAGGUUUCUCACUGGUUAAUGAGUCUAAAUCUGGAGCAGUAUGUUUCUGAAUUCAGUGCCCAAAACAUCAGUGGAGAGCAGCUCCUGCAGUUGGAUGGAAAUAAACUUAAGGCUCUUGGAAUGACAUCAUCCCAGGACCGAGCAGUAGUCAAAAAAAAACUGAAGGAAAUGAAGAUGUCUCUGGAGAAGGCUCGAAAGGCCCAAGAGAAAAUGGAAAAACAAAGAGAAAAGCUGAGGAGGAAGGAGCAAGAGCAAAUGCAGAGGAAAUCCAAAAAGUCUGAAAAGAUGACAUCCACUGCCACAGAGGGUGCUGGUGAGCAGUGAUACCCUCCUCCUGUGAUACCUCUUCCUGCCCCAUUCUCCAGAGAAUGAAGAAGAAACUGACGAUGGGAGUGAUGCUGCCCUAGGCAGAUUGAGGAACUGUGUGUCAAAUGACUUUAUUUUCUGCAAUAAUCGAAUGCACUCUUAAUUUAAACCUCCUGAAAUAGCCCCAAGCCACUUUGGUUUAUUAACAAACUAGAAAUCUCAUUUGUGAGAGAUGCAAAGUAGCUGUGUUUCUCUCUUCUACCUACCAACAUCCUGUGUUGUGUUGGGCGUGUUGUGCCACAUGGAGAACCAGUGUGACUCCACCCAUGGGAGCACAACACAUCCUGGGUAGUGGUGUGGAGCACCAUGGAUUUUCAGUGUGGGACCCUGAAACUGGGCAGUUUCACCUUUCUGUGUAAAAAAAGCAGCUGCC
Molecule: messenger RNA, 4880 nt
Organism: Castor canadensis (American beaver)
Lineage: Eukaryota; Metazoa; Chordata; Mammalia; Rodentia; Castoridae
Source: RefSeq, a predicted model, not a curated record